Messenger RNA from Cucurbitaria berberidis CBS 394.84, 1089 nucleotides. RefSeq lists its product as uncharacterized. Bases 1 to 1089 code for a protein of 362 amino acids. The transcript has 3 exons. The record is from RefSeq and is a predicted model, not a curated record. NCBI's taxonomy places the organism in Eukaryota, Fungi, Ascomycota, Dothideomycetes, Pleosporales, Cucurbitariaceae. Gene Ontology annotation, biological process: regulation of DNA-templated transcription. Gene Ontology annotation, molecular function: zinc ion binding; DNA-binding transcription factor activity, RNA polymerase II-specific.
AUGCCUAAACAGCGCCAAACAUGUACGCGUUGCAGCCAACGUCGACAGAAAUGCGACCGGAAAGCUCCUUGCACGAGGUGCGUGCAAAACAGCGAAGGUCACCUAUGCACGACCAAGUGGGUUAAUGGCUACAACCCCACUUUACAUCGCAAGUACCCCGCAAAAACACAUCCCACAGUACCCUACCAGCCACCCGCCAGUUCAUCAGAUGGAACGGCUUCCUCAUUGGACGUCGUUUCUCCUCCCGAUCUAGCAACAAACAACGACUCAGGAUACAGGGGCCAGGGCUUGCCUUCGCAUGUACAGACUCCUACUGCAGAAGAGGCGCAAUCCCUGGGAACCGUCUGGCCUUCGAAACUCAAAGAUAUCACUAUUGGAACCUUUCUAUCCGAAAAAGAUCAACAUGCACAGCAGGGUCUAUUUGACCAGAGCUUCAGAAAUGUUCAGUCAAGAUCCAAAAAUUGUCCUACUAUUGCCAGUUAUCUCUCCUCGGCUGCCAGAGCCGUAGAAAUCCAGCAUGUUCAAUCACUUUUGCCAUCAAAAACACAGCUAGUUCAAAUCGUCGAGUAUUAUGAGCACUUCAUGUUAUACUGGAGCGGUGGAAUAUACCACGGUCCGACUUUUCGGAAAAAGCUCCUCGAAGGCUACGGUGAAUCUCAGGAGCUGGACCUGCAAAGCUUAGAUUGGCGUUGGACAGGCCUUCUAUUCGCGAUACUUUCUUCGAGCAUAAUCGGUUCUUCGGAAAAUGUCUCCCACGCUUGGGGGUUCUCUAUCGACGACAAAAUCCGCCUAGCGCGAGAAUGGGGUGCCGCUUCUUUAUCAUGUCUCAACAUGGGCAACUACACUUCCCAGUAUCACAUAUACUCGGUUCAUGCGAUCUACAUUAUGCAUGCGUACGAGCAUCUGGGGUUAGGACUCCACAAACUAGGGCCUCAUCCAGACGACGACAGGAUCCUCGAGCUGAACGCGGAGCAGAAGCAAGCGUUCGUUGAACGCGAGAUAGGCCGUCGAACUUGGUAUACCUUGACUUGUCAGGAAUGGUGCGUAUCUUACAUUUGUGAACUCGUUUUUGCAUUGGGAGAGAUAUAG